GCAACGGCGGCCACGUACUACAUGGGAGCGUCUACAGGUUGGCGUCGACAUGCAGUGGCGCGUUACUCUAGCGAUACCAUAAAAGGAGCUGUCAGCCUCUCCUACUGUCUGCACAAAUCGCCCGAUGCAGCGUCUGCGUCCGCGCUGCCACCUAUCGUGGCAAUGGAGGGAAUGUUUGGUCUGAAGGAGAACUUGACGGCCGUUUGCAGGGCACUGGCUGCUAAGACAGGCCGAAACGUGUUCGCGGUUGAUAUGCGCAACCAAGGUGACAGCCCCCACACAGAAGACAUGAAUUACGAGCUGACAACCGCCGACCUGGAGCUGUUCCUGAAAAAGCAUGGAAUGAGCAAGGCGACCUUCGUGGGUCACAGCUUGGCUGGUCGGAUGGUUAUGUACUUCGCCGUCACCAAGCCCUCUGCGGUGGAUCGCAUUGUUGUGGUGGACACAGGAUUGAUCCCCGGGCCGCCAGUCUUGUUCAACAAAUGGCUGCCUUGGCAGGCGAGCGCAAUGGAGCACAUCUUAUCCUUGCUGUCACCUGACAUGAACAUGGAGCAGGCACUUCAAGUGGGCGACCAAUAUCUCAGCGCAAAAGUGACCGAUCCAUUCAUCCGCAGCGUCCUCCUGGCCAACCUUCGCAAGGGACCUCAUUCGUACGAAUGGCGGAUCAAUAUCAAGGCACUCAGGAAGUUCCUACCGGUAAUGGCCGAUCCUCACUUCCUCGGCAAUGGACAUUCCGACGUAGACGCAUUGUUCGUCGCAGCCGACGAAUCUGCGUACCUCAGGGCCGACGACUUCAAAGACAUCAAGCGUGUGUUUCCCAACGCGCGCCUCGCUACGGUGAAAGGCGCCAACCACUGGGUGCACAACAAGACAGAAGAGUUCGUUGACCUGGUUAGAGACUUCAUGUCAGCACGUCGAACGGAAGCAUGAUGCAUAAACCAUCAGUGCAACGAACGGUUAUGCAACAUCGAAGAGGACAGACGCUGCGAUGAGUGAUCACAGCGUUCGAUAUGGAAACGAGUGUGUCGACAAAGUAAAUCAGGCAAAAUCUACGCCUCUUUUCAGCAAGAUGGCGAGAUGGCCAGUUGAAACUCUUCAAAGUGGGCCUCUUUUAAGCCAUGC
Molecule: messenger RNA, 1122 nt
Organism: Rhipicephalus microplus (southern cattle tick)
Lineage: Eukaryota; Metazoa; Arthropoda; Arachnida; Ixodida; Ixodidae
Product: sn-1-specific diacylglycerol lipase ABHD11
Biological process (GO): lipid metabolic process
Cellular component (GO): mitochondrion
Molecular function (GO): carboxylic ester hydrolase activity
Source: RefSeq, a predicted model, not a curated record